Messenger RNA from Athene cunicularia (burrowing owl), 2040 nucleotides. Its product is annotated as cystine/glutamate transporter-like. The coding region runs from base 309 to 1733 and encodes 474 amino acids. Lineage: Eukaryota; Metazoa; Chordata; Aves; Strigiformes; Strigidae. The record is from RefSeq and is a predicted model, not a curated record. The transcript is spliced from 14 exons. Gene Ontology annotation, biological process: amino acid transmembrane transport. Gene Ontology annotation, cellular component: membrane. Gene Ontology annotation, molecular function: L-amino acid transmembrane transporter activity.
CUGCCUGUGUGCUGAACACCACGGGUCCUGCUCUCAGCUGGGGCUUCUAGACACCACUACAAAUAACAAAUAUGAUUUUCCCUUUACGCUUGUCUCCUUCAUCUCCAUCCAUGCUGCAGUGCCUAUGAGAGCCUGCAAAGAGACGCUGUCUUUUGCUGCUUCAGGAUCCCAGCAACAAGUGGGAGUCUGAUGGAUUGUAAACGCACCUGCUUUGUUUAAAAUUCAGCCAAACAGAGGUGAGCCUUGAGGACCCUUGGGAGACUGUAACUACUAAAUGUAUGACCUUUCUCUGGCAUUAGAAGCAAGCCAUGGGAAAAGACAAGAAAGAAGAAGAGGUCGUCUUCCUGAGGAAAAAGAUAACUUUGCUGAGGGCUUUCUCACUCCUCAUUGGCAGCAUGGUUGGCAGUGGCAUCUUUAUCUCCCCAAAAGGAGUACUGAAAAACUCUGGCAGUGUGGGUUUCUCCCUGGUUGUUUGGUUUGCCUGUGGGCUCCUCUCAAUGUUUGGUGCCUUGUGUUAUGCAGAGCUUGGAACAAGAAUCACCAAGUCUGGAGGACAUUAUAUCUACAUUUUGGAGACACUAGGACCUCUGCCAAGUUUCUUAUUCCUGUGGGCAGAGUUUUUUGCUAUCAGGCCUGCCAACAGUGCUGUGGUUUCUUUGGCGUUUGGACGCUACAUGCUGGAGCCAUUCUUUGCCCCCUGUGCAGCCCCUCUCCCUGCUGUGAAGCUCGUGUCUCUCCUGGGGUAUUACAUGGUCCUCACCCUCAAUUCCUGGAGCGUCACCUGGAGUGCCCGCCUGCAGACAGCUCUCUCCAUCGUCAAACUCCUGGCUCUUGCACUCAUCAUCGUGCCAGGAAUGAUGCUGCUGGCACAGGGCCACACCAAAAACUUCCAGGAUGCUUUUGACAGACAGUCACUGGUUUUGGAUAAGUUGCCCCUGGCUUUUUACGCAGGCAUGUUUGCAUAUUCAGGCUGGUUUCAGACCAGUUUUGUGCGUGAAGAGUUAGUCAGACCUGAACGAAAUAUCCCGCUGGCUGUCAUCGUGUCCGUGAUCACAGUAAUUGUGGGGUACAUGCUCACCAACAUCUCCUAUUACACAGUCCUGGGAAUGCAAGAUGUUCUGGCUUCUCCUGCCGUGGCUGUGAGCUUUGUGCAGCGAGCCUUCAAAAGCCUGAUCUCUGUGGUCCCUGUCCUUGUCGCACUGUCCUGCUUUGGAACCAUGAAUGGAGGAAUCUUCACGUUUUCAAGGACUCUGUUUGUGGCUUCCAGGGAAGGACAGUGGCCUCCUCUCUUCUCCAUGAUCCACAUUCGAAGGCAUACACCCCUUCCUGCUGUCAUGUUAAUGUUCCCUUUGGUUACUGCCAUGGUGUGUAUCGGAGAUAUCUACCAUCUAAUGAACUUCUUCAGCUUUUCCCGAUGGCUCUUCAUAGGAUUAGCCACCCUUGGGCUCAUUGUCCAUCGCCACCGUCACCCGGAGCUGCACAGCCCCUUCAAGGUUCCCCUGUUCAUUCCUGUCUCUUUUACCAUCAUCUGCCUCUUCACAGUGGCAAUGUCUUUCUACUCAGACCCUGUGAACAUUAGCAUUGGAUGCACCAUGGUUUUAAGUGGUUUUCCAGUCUACUACCUCAUAAUCCAUAGGCAAAUGUCAAAACGUUGCCGUAGCCCAUUUUAUUAUCUUACCCGCAAACUACAGGUACUGCUGGAAGUAGUCCAACAAGAAAUCAAGACUUACUGAGAAAUCAUCAGAACUCACGGGAGAAGAUAAGAUUUACUUACUCAGUUUCUGAUACCUUUGAUCCUACCAAAGGCCAUGCUCUCAUUCUUUUAAUCACUGCAAAUGAGGAUAAACCUGAGCCAAGACUUUGCUGCAAGUCUUCCUAAGCUUGCCAGUCAGGAUAAGUGUUUGCAUCUGCUUCUGCCCUUUUCUUUUUUAGCAGAACAAUCUAUUUCUCUGAAAUGAACUUGCUUUGCUUGUAGAGUCUCUUUGAAACCAAGAUUCUAAUUUUGCAGCCUAGCCCAGUUCUCAGUAAAAUAGUGUGUGU